AAACCGACCUAAAACACCUACAAUUCGCAAUGUGCGCCCCGAAAAACCCCAAAAAAUAAUUAUUUGGGCCAAAAAACCCACAAUUACGACCGACACAAGCGUCCCCUGUCGGCGACUAUUACGCAACUAACCUAUCAACAAAAACGUCAAAACUGUAAAAAUGACCGCAAAAAAUCUAAAAUAAUCGAGCCCCCAUGGAUGGUGUGGUUGGUUUGGGCCACUUUUGUGAGAGUCACGGCCCGUGUGUUAUUCUAGCGACUCAAAGGUGUCAAGAGGAGCCCCGACAGUACCCCCAUAGUCUCACAGUGCCCUGGUGUGAGUCUUGCCAGUCAAUUGACUUGGACCAGUCUUUGGUCAGUAAGGACGAAGGGGUUUGUUAUGUGACCACGCGGACGCCCCUGCAACAGGAUGUGGCCUUUUUGUUGAAACAAGCGGCCGUGAGGAGUCUCAGCUGUGAGGAGACGAAGGAAGGGGGCACCAUGUACUUUGGGGAUAGCGAAAGGGGGCACGUUUUGAGUCACACGUUUGCGUUGCAGGAUUCACUAGCCAGGGGGUUUCACCGGAAGUAUAGCAUUUUAAUACUGAUGCGAGACAAGAUUCAUUUGCUGAAUUGUUGGCCGAUUUUGACGAAAAAUAUCAGAGAAAUUGCGUCGGAUUUGCAGGCCAAAGCGGCGGAAAUCAACGGAGUUGAGCAGACUCAGUGCUCCCAGAGGGCUGUAAGACAGGCCCAGGGGUCCCCGAGCAGCCCCGCGCGCUCGUUGUCGCAGUUAACCGGUGAACCGGCCGUUUUUGCCCAUCUACAUAUGUGGUUCACUUGGCUUUUAACCGUCGAACCCUUUGUAGAAAAGCCGAGCAACGCCCCCGAAAUCCCCAUUAGUUGCGCCCCUGCAGCCCUGAGGGCUCUUUUCAAAGACAUGGACCGCGAAAUAUUCCGCAAAGCCGUCUAUUGCAUCCUAACAGGGAUUAAACUGGAAGUAGAAGAGGAAACUUUAAAGAUUUUCCGACAACUUUUGCCCCAAAACUGGUUACGCCCGAAAAGUGGCGAAGUAUGCAAAUUGAGGAAAAUUGACGACAAGUGGGGUGUGGAAUGGCCGGGGUGUUUGCCCCCGAAAUUACCCAAAUUGCAGACUUUGAUAGAAGAGGCGCUUCAGAACGAGGCUUUGAUGGAUCAAGCCCUGGAACCGUUCCUGAUUGGGGCUAUUUUACAUUGGAGGAAUGUAGCGAGGAGUCUGACGUGGGUCUCUGCCCCCAAUCAGGACCUAUUCCAAAGUCUGGGGGUACAGAAUUUUGAUUUGCCGCUUUUGGCCUAUUGGACUGCUCAAUGUAGGAACGAAAAAAACUAGGGCUUCCACAAUGUGAUAAUAUGUGAUAGUUUGUUAAAAAUAUUUAUAUUUACCGAGUUUCAAUUAACAUUAUUUAACUUU
Molecule: messenger RNA, 1424 nt
Organism: Tribolium madens (black flour beetle)
Lineage: Eukaryota; Metazoa; Arthropoda; Insecta; Coleoptera; Tenebrionidae
Gene: BHD
Product: folliculin
Exons: 2
Coding region: 195-1343 (382 amino acids)
Biological process (GO): positive regulation of GTPase activity; positive regulation of transforming growth factor beta receptor signaling pathway; positive regulation of TORC1 signaling
Cellular component (GO): cytosol
Molecular function (GO): GTPase activator activity
Source: RefSeq, a predicted model, not a curated record